CUGACAGACACAGGGAUUCCUACUUCCAACGUUUAAGGAAGGUUAAAAGAGAAAAAAGAAAAAAAGAGGAAAAGUCCCUAAAACACCAAAAAUCUCUCCUCUCGUUUCCACCGCUACUUUCCAAAAUCCCCAUUUUUCUCGACUGCAUCGGGAUUUCAUCUCUUUCCAUCCCCUCCUAUUUAUACCCCACCAGAGAAGCAGCGUCCAUACGUCCAUCCAAUCUCUGAAAUGCUAUUGGAUUCCUCUCAUUGGCCUUCUCUUCGAGAGUGAUGAUUUCAGUUCCAGCACGAUCGCUUCUAGGUCUGUCUGGCGUCGAAUUUCCACCGUCGCCGAAUCUAGGGUUCUUGUUUUCCUCGUUCGAAUCAUCGAGUGCGGUUGGCUUUGAUCGGAAGAUCAAGGGGUUGGGGAUCUUUACCACCGUGAGAUUGAAGUUUUCGCCACCGAUGAGGGCGAAAGAGGAGUCGAGAACUGCUGCAUUUGUGGAUGGGAAGGGGGAGGAGAAUGCUGGUCGGUUGGAAUCCGGAUCUGCUACGAAGAAGAUGGAUGGUUGCGAUUGCGCCUCGGCAGUUUCCGGGACAAAUGGUGUUGCGAUGUCUACCGUUGGAAAGUCGACGAAUAUUGUCUGGCAAGAAUGUUCAGUUGGAAAACUUGACAGGCAAAAGUUACUUGGACAAAAAGGAUGUGUCUUAUGGAUUACGGGUCUUAGUGGUUCUGGGAAAAGCACACUUGCAUGUGCAUUAAGUCAAGGGUUGCAUGGUAGAGGAAAGCUGACGUACAUACUUGAUGGUGACAAUGUUAGGCAUGGCUUGAAUCGGGAUCUUAGUUUCAAAGCAGAGGAUCGUGCAGAAAAUAUACGCAGGAUUGGAGAAGUGGCGAAGCUCUUUGCAGAUGCUGGUGUUAUCUGCAUCGCUAGUUUGAUAUCCCCAUAUAGAAGAGACCGGGAUGCCUGCCGUGCACUAUUGCCUGAGGGACAAUUUAUUGAGGUUUUCAUGAAUGUGCCAUUGGAAGUAUGUGAAGCAAGGGACGCAAAAGGCCUGUACAAGCUCGCACGUGCUGGAAAAAUUACAGGUUUUACUGGGAUAGAUGAUCCAUACGAGCCACCUUUGGAUUGUGAGAUUGAAUUACACCAGGAAAACGACAUUUCUACUUCCCCCAGUGCUAUGGCAGAACAAGUCAUAUCCUACUUGGAGGAGAAGGGCUUCCUUCAGGCCUAGCUAUUUACCCACCAUUCCGAAUUCUGUGGGGGUGCCUCUUGACUUCUGGAGCUACUUUCAACUUGCAAACCACAAGAGGUAGCUGAGUUCCAAGUCAUUUAAUCGAUUGAUGGAUUGAUGGACACUAUCACAUAGUGUGUGACCACAUGCCUCAACUUUGGCUAGCGAUAUUAGAAGUUUAGAACAGAUUUUGGUAGAUGCUGUGUCCGAUCGAUCCUCUCUCUGCUGGAGAGUUGUAAAUGUGCAUCUUGUUCUGUGGCCACACCAGCUCUUUUCUUGCAGAAAUGACGCGUUACUCCUUAUUUUUCAGGCCCCUGCCAAAAUAAUGCAAUUCCCAUCAAAUCCGUCUUUCCCUUCCUUUAUCUACAUAGACCGAGGAUAGUUUGAAAAUUUGUUGAAUGCAAUCUGUUGCUUUGCAUUUAGUGUCUCCUGCUUUUCUUGUUUUUAGAAAGAAUAUGAAUCAAUAUAGAAAAAAGAGAACGCUGCUUGUACAUUUUGGAAUCUACGAAUAUAGUAAAGCAGAAGUCACAUUGCCACUGCCUAUGUGGUGGCCCUCUCCUUUCUUUA
Molecule: messenger RNA, 1781 nt
Organism: Magnolia sinica
Lineage: Eukaryota; Viridiplantae; Streptophyta; Magnoliopsida; Magnoliales; Magnoliaceae
Product: adenylyl-sulfate kinase 3-like
Exons: 7
Coding region: 270-1214 (314 amino acids)
Biological process (GO): sulfate assimilation
Molecular function (GO): adenylylsulfate kinase activity; ATP binding
Source: RefSeq, a predicted model, not a curated record